This is a messenger RNA of Eurytemora carolleeae, 685 nucleotides long. It is a transcript of the gene Pfdn5, whose product is annotated as prefoldin subunit 5. Gene Ontology annotation, cellular component: prefoldin complex; cytoplasm. The record is from RefSeq and is a predicted model, not a curated record. Bases 43 to 546 code for a protein of 167 amino acids. The transcript is spliced from 5 exons. Gene Ontology annotation, biological process: regulation of DNA-templated transcription; protein folding. NCBI's taxonomy places the organism in Eukaryota, Metazoa, Arthropoda, Copepoda, Calanoida, Temoridae.
CGUCUUUUGUAAACCUAUGAGGUUUUGUUAAUUCUAGGUAAAAUGGCUGCAACUAAGGCUCAAUCUAGUCUCUCACCACAGUCUGGAAUGCAGGCUGUUGAUUUGACCAAAUUGAAUCUGAUGCAGCUGACCCAAUUCAAGAACGGGUUGGAUACUGAUAUCCAGUUCUACCAGGAGUCAAUUCAAAACCUUAAACAUGCUCAAACUAAAUUUCAAGAGUCUGGAGAGAGUAUGGCCAGGAUGAGUCCUGACGCGGAGGGAAAGGAUAUCCUAGUGCCUCUGACAGGUUCAAUGUAUGUUCCUGGUACUCUGGUUCAACCGGAGAAAGUUAUUGUUGAUGUAGGAACCGGAUACUACGUAGAGAAGGAUAUCACUGCUGCUAAAGAUUAUUUCCAAAGAAAGGUUAAAUUCGUGACGGAGAAUAUGGAACGUGUCCAGAUGAUUGGCAGUGAAAAGGCUAAAAUUAGGGAUCUCGUGAUGGACGUUAUGCAGGAGAAACUUCAAUCUCAGUUUUCACAGAUGGCUCCAGCUAAAGCUAGCUCCUAGUUAAACCUUUAAUUUAAUGUUCGCCGCGUUAUUUAACAAUUUUAUUAAUUUUUCUUAACUUUACUUUUUGAUUAUAAUACUCUUCGGUCUUUUUUUUACAUUCUAAUAUUGAAAACUUUAAUCCCUAUAAAUUUCAGAA